Messenger RNA from Uranotaenia lowii, 941 nucleotides. Its product is annotated as trypsin-1-like. NCBI's taxonomy places the organism in Eukaryota, Metazoa, Arthropoda, Insecta, Diptera, Culicidae. Gene Ontology annotation, molecular function: serine-type endopeptidase activity. Gene Ontology annotation, biological process: proteolysis. The transcript has 3 exons. The coding region runs from base 96 to 902 and encodes 268 amino acids. The record is from RefSeq and is a predicted model, not a curated record.
AAGUCGUAAAUCGAUCAAAAAACUGUCUUAAGUUAAGUUUUGAAGAUUUUUCGACAGUUCAGCCUGAAACCUCCUACGGAAUACACACAAGAAAAAUGCUCAAGACCGCGAUUAUUUGUAUGUGCCUGGCGGCACUUUUCUCAAGCGCCUUAGCCCAAAAAGAGUCCCGCAUCGUAGGUGGAGUUGAUGCACUUCCAGGCGAAUUCCCAUACCUUGUGUCGGUCGCGCGGAGGAAUUUGUUGCUGUUCCGACAUGUUUGUGGUGGUACCAUUCUGAACAGCUUCCACAUCCUGACGGCAGGCCACUGCUUCAUCAACAACCCUCGGGACAGAUACACUGCCACGGCCGGAUCGCUCCUGAUGAAUGACUUCGAACUUACCGAGCAAACGGUAAACGUGAUGUUCUUCACCAUACAUCCGGAGUAUCAAGGAGGUGUCAGCCCGUAUGAUAUUGCAGUGGCCCGCAUGCAAUCUCCUUUUGGAUUCACACCCAGCAUUCAACCUGUCAACCUUCCAGCUCAAAACGCAAUUCCCGCAGGAGUAGUUCGUGUAGCAGGUUGGGGAUCCACGUCCAGUGGUAUCUUGCCGAGUAACCCGAACCAUCUUCAGACGGCUCGUGUUGCAGUAUUCGACAAUGCUCAGUGUCAACUGUUGAUGACUUCGCCGGCUGUGGGUAUUCCUAUAACGUCCGCCAACGUUUGCAUUGGACCGCUUACCGGAGGAAUGGGUCUUUGCGCGGGAGACCUCGGAGGUCCCAUCGUUCAGGUCACUGCCGGACAACACGUUCUCGUUGGUGUACAAACUUGGCAUGCAACUCCGUGCGGUGUGCCCAAUCUGCCUUCGAUGGGAACCAGGGUAUCAGCUUAUGUUGAUUGGAUCAAUCAAAAUUCGCAGGUUGUAUAAGCAAAAAAGACGUUACGUGGAAAAUAAAUCUGAACAAUA